AUGAUUCUGCAAGCGACCAGCAAGGAAUCCAAGAUGGAGGAGAUCCGUCACUUUUGCUUCAAUCAUUCGCUAGAAUUCACUGUAGUUUCACUUGAUAUUUGGAUCGCAUCACUGACUGCCUUCAAUCGUCUAUUGAGUCCUACGGCUAACGGUGCGGCCGAUCCAACACAGGAGAAUGACCGUAGCACCCGGGUGGGAGCUUCUGGAGACCUGACACGUAAGGCUUUUGAACUUCGGUUCGGUAUUUUGUUCACUGUUGCGUUGAUUGUUUUUGUUCUCAUGCACCCAGUGAGACAGGAGAAACACGAUGAUGGGAAAGAUACAUACAAAAUUGAAACCGACGGAGAUCUACGGAAUGCGUUGGAGCAUUUCAGUAAAAAGAAAACUCCAGCAGAACGUUGCGUACGUCUGAAUGCCGAACCAAAAGAUGAACUGGAUUUGUUUACUGCGCUUGAACUGUUCUCUUCUGUCAUGGAUGCGCCUUCGAUAACACAUGACAAAGGUGACCGGUCUGAUGAGGAGGAAAAUUCGACCAGAAUUGAAAUUGACGCUGACCGGGCAUAUAUCCGUGGAACAAUUCAUACGAAAAAGGAGUUGUGUGACUUUGAGACGUUUGAACAAGAACGAGUUCGACGGGUGAUGGCUCGACUUUGCAUUGUGCAUCAGGAAUCAAUUUCCGUUGAGCCACACGAGCUGAGCAAACCGCACAAAGAUAUUCGCAGUCUGAUACGGGAUCGUAGAGAGCAUAAAAAUAGCAAACUGAGCAAACAGAAAUCGAGCGAAAUCAUUCCCACACCCACCGUGGACUCACCAGCGACCGCCUCUUGUGAUGUGAAUCCAACAGUUCCAGUCUUGCCUGAAACAAAAGACUGCGACAGUUUUGCCGAGACCCAGCCGUCAGAACCGGUAACUGCAAUGGAGGACGUAUCAAUCUCUAAAGGUGGUAAACUGAGUCGAGACGACAUAGAUAACUUGUGCCGUAGGCUCUAUAUGAUGGGAUUCAAAUUGGACGAGAAAACAUUACGAAGAGCGAUUAAAGCACGCCAAGGAAACGUGAAUCAGAUCAUAGACGAUUUGAGCUCGAUGGCAACCUAA
This is a messenger RNA of Echinostoma caproni, 1095 nucleotides long. Lineage: Eukaryota; Metazoa; Platyhelminthes; Trematoda; Plagiorchiida; Echinostomatidae. The record is from the annotation of a GenBank genome assembly.